UUCGUGAGGUCUCCAUUGAUCCACAAUUACAACCAGCGUCACAACACUUAAUUUCAUUACCUUCGUUCAUUCAUACUUCGCAAUGGCAAACUUUCUCUCAACUUCCAUGGAUUCCAACUUUAAAUCCCGAAUUCGUAUCCGACAAUUUCACAAUUCCACCACCUUAUGAUUCCACAAUUAAUGCAGAUCCUUCAACAAUGUUAAAUCCUAUACCAAUAUUUGAGACUAGUGGCAUAGAUUCAUUACAAGUUACUGGCGAACCAUACUCUUUGUUUUUCGCAACGUUUGGAUCAAAAUCUAUGAUCGUAGAUUCAAAAGGGAGACCAUUUUCUACUGUUGUAUUUCAAUGGACUUUUACUCCAUUAUAUGUGGAAUUUUUGAAGUCAAAUCAAGCCGAUGGUGAAUCUUUCGUUGUUGGAUUUG
Messenger RNA from Racocetra persica, 423 nucleotides. The record is from the annotation of a GenBank genome assembly. Lineage: Eukaryota; Fungi; Glomeromycota; Glomeromycetes; Diversisporales; Gigasporaceae.